Mangifera indica (mango) is the source of this 1181-nucleotide messenger RNA. Its product is annotated as subtilisin-like protease SBT3. Gene Ontology annotation, molecular function: serine-type endopeptidase activity. The record is from RefSeq and is a predicted model, not a curated record. The transcript has a single exon. The coding region runs from base 1 to 579 and encodes 192 amino acids. Gene Ontology annotation, biological process: proteolysis. NCBI's taxonomy places the organism in Eukaryota, Viridiplantae, Streptophyta, Magnoliopsida, Sapindales, Anacardiaceae.
AUGGCUACUCAUAAACUUGCCUUGUACGGUUGGUUUUCCUUUAUCCUUAUCUUACACCUCAUCUCCGCAUCAGAGCCCGAUAAUUAUAUUGUCUACAUGGACUUAUCAGCUAUGCCGAAAGCCUUCUCAGCCCAACAUCACUGGUACUCAGCCACUCUUCAAUCUGUCUCUACAACUGUUAGAGCUGACACCAAUACCCGCAGCAGUAUUUUGUCCUCUUCCAAACUGCUCUACAGUUAUAGUCAUGUUAUCAAUGGUUUUAGUGCAAGUCUCACUCCUGCUGAGCUUGAGGUCUUGAAAACCUCUCCACGCUGUAUUUCGUCCGUUAGAGACUUACCUGUUAAGCUAGACACAACACAUUCAUCUCAGUUCAUUGGCCUUACAUCGAAAUCCGGGCUAUGGCCAGAAUCAAAGUACGGCCAAGAUGUUAUAAUUGGGGUGAUCGACUCAGGGGUUUGGCCAGAAAGCGAAAGCUUUAAUGACAGAAAUUCCAUCAAGAUGGAAAGGAGAAUGCGAGACUGGCACCCAGUUCAACUCCUCAUUCCGCAACAAGAAGCUCAUGGGUGCUUCUUUUUUUAACAGAGGCCUGAUUGCCCACCACCCCAUAUCACCAUAUCCAUGAAUUCUACUCGUGACACAGACGAACAAGGGACGCACACUUCAUCCACAGCAGCUGGCAGUUCCGUUUAAGGUGCAUCAUACCUUAAUUAUGCCGCAGGAACUGCAACUGGCAUGGCUCCACAGGCACGAGUGGCCAUGUAUAAGGCCCUUUGGGAUGAAGGUGGUGUCACUUCUGACAUAAUCGCCGCGAUUGAUCAGGCAAUUAUUGAUGGUGUUGAUGUUUUGUCCAUGUCAUUGGGCUUGGAUGGGUUAGCUCUGUAUGAAGACCCCCUUGCCAUAGCCACAUUUGCAGCCAUUGAGAAGAAUAUUUUUGUCUCUACUUCAGCUGGAAACCGAGGGCCAUUCUUUAAGUCCCUACACAAUGGCAUUCCCUGGGUCCUCACUGUCGCUGCUGGCACAAUGGAUCGUGAAUAUGGCGCUAUUUUCUAACUGAUACAUGAUAGAUACAGGGUAAAGAUCAAAUGUUCAGUGCCUAAUGAUCAGGCCUCAACCUUUUGAUCUAUAUUUUCAAACUGAUACAUGAUUGAGCUGAGAACUUCUGAUGAAAGAGUCAAUUUUCC